AUGUCCGAAACCACCCCCCACAGUCCCCAGGCCAGCGAGUUUUUUUUCACCAAUUCUGAGUUCAACGUGGUGAUUUGCCACCAGUGUGAGCAUGCCGUACGACGGGAUAAUAUUACCACCCAUUUAACCGGCACCAAUCAUCGGGUACCCCGUACAACCGCACGGUAUAUCGAGCAAUGUGUCCAGCAGUGGGACCAUAUUGAGGACCAGCCCGAUAUCAGCCAUUGGCCCACCCAGGUUGAUAGCCCGAUUCCCGGAUUAACCAUAUUUGAAGAUGGUUUAUUAUGUUCACGUUGUACAGUAUAUAUUUGCCGCGAUUUAAAGUCCAUGAAAAACCAUUGGUCCGAACAGCACCAGUGGUCCCCCAGUAGCCACCGUGGUCGACCGAAACCGUCCGAGAUCGCGCAGAUCCAGGCCGAGAUCCACGCCAAUAGCCAGGCCGUGAGAUGCCAGCGGAUUUUCAAGCGGCAAUUAGGGUCGCAUUUUAUCCAGAUCCGCCAGCCCGUUCCACAGCGGGCCGAACCGGUGCCACCCGUGGAUGCCAUCCACCAGUUGGUCCAGCGCGUCCGAGCAUUCCAGGCCCAGCAGGCCCGCAGCCAGCAGACCGUGAUCCAGGCCGGGGAGAUCGACGAAGCCACGCCGUGGUUAAACCGUACGGGGUGGGUCCGGUAUUUACAGGGCAUUUCGUCCGCCCCGUUAGUGCAGUCCAUGGAGCGGCCGGACGAGGAUGCCGAGGGCCCCGAGGGUGCGGCAUGGGCCAUUUGGCAGGCCAUGGAGCGAUUGGCCAUGGUCAGCCAGCAGAUCACCCGGGCGAGUGGGUUUUUGGUGCGGAUUGAGGCCGCCCGCACGCAGAAGGCCGAUUCCCCGUACGAGCCGUUGUUGGCGUAUAUGAAAGAAGCGGAGAUCAAGGACCAUAUUGAGCCGUGGCAGCGGAUAUUGAUGUUUUUCACCCGCACCCAGCAGCCGCACGAUUGGGAGAGUCCCCCGUACGAGUUCACCCCCGCACAGCAGCGGUCGUGGGAGAUCGUAUGGCGGCGUGCGCAGGCCGCGGGCCGGUCCAGCCCGGACCCCAUGGACCCCGAGCCGUACGAGUUAUCGCCGUUGGAGUGCGCGAUUAUGGAUUUUUGCAUCAAUUUGUUACGCCAGCGGAUCCGGCACCACGAGUAUGGGUGUGCGUUUAUAUGCGCAUCGGCCGUGUUGGGCCGGAAGUUGUCCGGAUGGGAUGGGGUGGAGGAUUACCCCCCCAAGAUAUCCAGUUUGAUCAAGAUCGCCCGUUUUUUGGUAUUGCAUAAGGCGUUGCGGUUAGACCCCGAUUCGUUGGCCAUCCGGCGUGGGUUCGCGCAGGGCAGCCAGGAGCCCCAUUUCCGUGGUGACGAUAUCCCCGUCGCGGACGGAUAUAUAUUUGACGGGGACGAGGGUUAUGCCAGCAGCCCCGUCCGAGAGACGCCCACCCCCCGUCCCAUGCCCGGAUCCCCCACCACGUCCAUUUUGGGACCCCCCACCCAGAUCCAGGGUCGUCGGGUGAUUCGUACGUUUCCCGAGUGGUUACGAUUGAUGGUGGAUGCGUUUAUGGUGCGUGGGACCCACGGGCCGGUCCAGUGGUUAUUGGAUUUACGCACGUACGGAAAGAAGGUGUUUUUCAACACCCCGUCCGAGGGGCAUAUCGGAUGGAAAGGCGAGGAUGAGUUGUUGUAUAAGCAGUUGCAUUUUACCAUGGGUGAUUUCCGUGGGAUGGUCCACGGGUUGGUCGAGAGCAUGCGGAACCAGUUUCACCAGCAGUUGAUAUUCGCCGAGGGUGCACAGAUCCCCAGUAUUGAUUUACAGGAUAUAUACGACGAUCCCACGCAGCGGACGGCGGAUUGGAGUUUUAUCAAGGAUUCCCGUACGCAGUGGCCCGUCCACGGGGCCGAGUGGUUGAUCCAGCGGGUGGCCCAGGAGCCCACGUUCCGGCGGCGAUUCAGCGAGCCGGACGGCCAGGGGUUCCGGAUGCGUGCAAUUGACCGGUAUUUUGCCGAGGUGGCCCGGUUCCGCGAGCGGUUAAGCGUGGCGAUCCAUAUCACGGCCGGCCAGCCCAGCCGUACGCCCGAGUUGUUGAGUAUCCGGUACCGGAACAGCGAGCGAGAGAUCCGCAACGUGUUUAUCGAAGAUGGGAUGGUGGUAUUUGUCAGCCGAUAUCACAAAGGGUUCCAUAUCACCAACGAUACCAAGGUGAUUCAGCGGUAUUUGCCGCAGGAGGUUGGGGAGUUGGUCGUCCGAUAUAUAUGGUUGGUGUUGCCGUUUGUGGAGAUAUUGCAAGCAUAUCAGUGGCAGCAGCGAGGCACCCCCACCCCCCGCCGACAAGAGUAUUUAUGGGGCCCCGACGCCGGCAGCGAGAAGGCGUGGACGGGCGUACGAUUCCGGAAGGCGUUGGAAUCGGCCACGGCCGCGGGGUUGCACGGGCAGGCGGUCCACGUGUCGGCAUACCGCGACAUCGCCAUCGCGAUCAGCCGGCGGUAUUUACGGGGCAAGAGCCAGUUUGAGAGUAACGUGCAGGAGGGCACGGGCGAGGCGGCCCCCCCGUACGACCCCGACGACGAGGGUGGGAUGGACGAGGAGGAGUUUAUGGGGCAUAUUGCGGAUUUGCAAGCCACCCAUUCGUCCCACGUGGCCGGGAUGAUGUACGGUCGUACGAUCAUGGAGCCCACCAACAGCACCACGCACCGGCGGCAGCGGUUCCGGCAGUCCAGCCAGGAUUGGCAUCAAUUUUUAGGGUUUGCAUCCGCCGUCCGCGCCGGGGUAUGCGGCCCAUAUGUUGCAGUCGUUCCAGCAGAUGGUCGGACGGCCCGAGAUGGUAUUCCGUGGGGUGCAGGAGCCCGCGUUGCGGGCGAUCCAGCAGGGGGUCAGCCCGGUCGUGGCGGUGAUGCCCACCGGGGGGGCAAGAGCAUAUUAUUCAUGUUACCCGCGUGGGUCGGGGGUGGAUUGACGGUGGUGGUCGUCCCGUUGAUCGCGUUACGCCAGGAUAUGGUCCAGCGGUGCGAGCAGUUGGGGAUAUCAUGCGUGCCGUACGACCGCCAGCGGCCCCCGGACGAAGCGUCGAUCGUGUUGGUCACCCCCGAGAGCACCCGCAGCCAGGGGUUCCGGACGUUUUUGAACCGGCAGCGGAUGUUGCAGCGGUUGGAGCGGAUCGUGAUCGAUGAGUGCCACGUCGUGUUGAAUCAUCAAGAUGAUUUCCGGCCCCAGUUGCAGAUGAUGGGGGAGUUGCGGGCCGCCAAGACGCAGAUGGUCAUGUUGACGGCCACGUUACCCCCGGCGGCCGAGCCCACGUUAUUAUACCGGAUGGGGUGGCCCCGGGAGCAGGUGGCCAUAUACCGGGCCCGCACGCACCGGCCCAACGUGGCAUACCGGGUAUGGUGCCCGGAGGUGGAGGCGGGGUACGAUCACCCAUCCCAGUGGAUCCAGAUGGACGGGGUGAUCCAGUUUAUCCAGGAGCGGGUCCAGCGGGCCCACCCCGGACGGGUGAUCGUAUAUGGGAGUAUCGUGGCGCACGUCCGGAUGAUGGCGGACCAGUUAGGGUGUGACGCAUAUUUCAGCCAGCAGCACGAUCAAGAUGGGGUGUUAGCCCGGUUCCGUACGACGGCGGGGGCGGUGAUCGUGGCCACCAACGCGUUAGGCAUGGGGAUCGACAUUCCGGACAUCCGCAGCGUGAUCCAUUUGGGGCAGCCCCGUACGAUAUUGGAUUACGCGCAGGAGAGCGGGCGUGCGGGGCGUGACGGGUUGCCGAGUGAGGCGAUCAUCAUUCAGCCGGAGGGGCAGCGGGUGGGAUAUCAGCAGCGUCCAGCAUGGAUGCCCGAGUCCGCGGAGGAGCAGCAGCGGGUGCAGCAGUAUAUGUUGCCGUUGGACGCGGGGGGUGGAUGCCGGCGGGUGAUAUUAGAUGAAUAUUUAGAUGGGCAUGUCCGGCCGGGGUGUACGGACGACGAAUCGGCAUGUGAUGGGUGUGAUCGGGGGUGGUAUCCACGUGAGACGGAUAUCGGUGACGAGAUGGAGAGCAGCACGCCGGACGGGCAUACCAGGGUACCCAGAGUGCAGACGUCCGGGGAAGAGAGCCCCAGCGAGAGGUCCCGCGAGAGGUCCCGCGAGAGGUCCCGCGAGAGGUCCCGCGAGAGGUCCAGCGAGAGGUCCAGCGAGAGGAGAGAACGCAGGGCAGGGGUCCCGGGAGAGGGCCCGUCCAUCCCCAUGGCCGUCCGACAUGAGUUCCGGCGGCAGGACAUCCAGCGGGCCCAGUUGUCCAGCCAACGACCCGAGGCCAGGCAGGACCAGAUCCAGAGAGAUAUGUAUUUCCAGAGUGAGAUCGGACGGUGGUUGAUGCGGUGUUGGUCGUGUGCGCAGGAGGGGAGGGAUGACGGACAUGAGUUGUUUCGGUGUCCGUGGGGGUAUAAUAUCGAGGCCAAGGCGUGGUGGAAGCGGAUGCGUGCGUUUGAUGGGAUCCGUUACCAGGAUUACAGCGCGCAUUUCCGGUGUGGGAUGCCGCAGUCGAUAUGCCCGCAGGGGGAUCCCAGCAAAGCGAUAUCCCGUACGACGGAGGCGCAGCAGAGAUGUGAGCAAUACCGGCACACAUUGUUACCGAUGGUGGCGAUGAUGUUGUUCAGCCAGAAAACGCAUGCGGAGAUCCGUACGGCGUGGGAUCGACGGUUACAGUAUGUCGGGGUGGAUAGUACGGAUGAGGAGCAGUUAAAGCGGUAUUUUGGGGGUAUGGCAGAAGAGAUUGCAUGCCAGCAGUCCCGGUUAGUACAGGAGUUCAUUUGGUGUCGAAGGAUUUAUCAGGGGCAUGAAGUCGAGUAG
Molecule: messenger RNA, 4818 nt
Organism: Penicillium odoratum
Lineage: Eukaryota; Fungi; Ascomycota; Eurotiomycetes; Eurotiales; Aspergillaceae
Exons: 3
Coding region: 1-4818 (1605 amino acids)
Biological process (GO): double-strand break repair via homologous recombination
Cellular component (GO): chromosome; cytoplasm
Molecular function (GO): nucleic acid binding; 3'-5' DNA helicase activity; ATP binding
Source: RefSeq, a predicted model, not a curated record